AUGGGGUCCCUUGGCGGCAUCUCCCCCGGGGGUACAAUCGCCAUCGGAAUCAUCGUCGGACUCUUGUCCACGAGCGUCCAGAGUCUGGGUCUCACCCUCCAGCGGAAGUCCCACAUCCUCGAAGACGAAAAGGGCCCGCACGAGAUACGCCGGCCUCCGUACCGAAGGGGCAGAUGGCAGCUGGGGAUGGGCAUGUUCAUCGCCGCCAACCUGCUCGGUAGCUCCGUCCAGAUCUCGACCCUCCCUCUCCCUGUGCUCUCGACCCUGCAGGCCUCGGGCCUUGUCUUCAAUUCGAUAUGCGCCACCCUCAUCCUCAACGAACCCUUCACGAGGUGGUCGCUCUGGGGCACCUUGCUGGUUUGCGCCGGCGCCGUGCUGAUCGCCAUCUUCGGCGCCAUUCCCGCGCCUGCUCAUAAUUUGCAGGAGCUGCUGGAGCUGCUCGGCCGCAAGCCGUUCAUCGUGUGGAUGGUCAUGCAGGCUUUCCUGGUCCUGUCCAUCGCCAUCAGCGUCGACUGCCUCGACCACUUUACGAGCAUGUCGCUUAACUCCAAGUUCCGCUUCGCCCGUGGUCUUGCCUACGGGUGCAUAAGCGGCAUCUUGUCGGCGCAUUCACUGCUGGUUGCCAAGUCGGCCGUCGAGCUGAUCAUUAAGACGAUCGCGGACGGCAAUAAUCAGUUUGUCCACUGGCAGGCUUGGGUUCUCGUGCUGGCGCUGGUCAUUCUGGCUCUGAGUCAGCUCUACUAUCUACAUCGUGGUCUAAAGCUCGUUUCGACCUCAGUGCUGUACCCCCUGGUGUUCUGUGUCUACAACAUCAUUGCGAUCCUGGACGGCUUGAUAUACUUCAAGCAAACGGACAUGAUCAACCCCCUCCGCGCGUGCCUUAUUGCGCUGGGGACCGCGAUCCUACUGGCUGGCGUGUUGGCUUUAUCCUGGCGCCUUAGCGACGAGCAGCAUACACCGGGCGUCGGCCAAUCUUCCCUGGCACCCGGCCUCGGCCUAGUGGAGGACACAGAAGAUGAGGAGGAGUCUCUCUUGGGCGGCGGCGACGACCUCUACAGCCUCCACGAAGAGGACGACCCGUUGCCUGCAACGACCUACUCGACAUUCCACGUGGCGAGCGGCGAGACAACACCGUUGACUCCCACGUCCAAACGCAAGAAGACCGGCAGGAGAUGGCAGGAACGCGCCGAGAUCUGGGGCGAGCUCGAGGACCGCGACACGCCUAGCCCGCCCGUGUCGCGCAGGCGCUCCAGCACGAUGCCCGACGUCGGCGAAUCAACAUCCCUCCUCCCGCACCGCCGCGGUGUGAGCAACGGCAGCAGCAACCAACUUCCCCCGCCCGCCUCCGCCUCAGAAGCCGGGCCCAGUAACGAAUCGAGCUCAUUACGCCGGCCCUUGGGGCGCAGGCGACGUAAAUCCACGGGAUUUCCAGGUUUCACGGCCCGCCGCCGACGCAAGAGUCAGAGCAACACGCCCACGCUGCAGGAUGCGCUGGGCGGCAUCUGGAAGCUCAAGUGGUGGCGGUCCGACAAGGGCUCCGGCGGUGCGGCGGUGGACGACGGUGCGAGCAAUCCGCCGGGGAGCAGCGGGAGCGGCAGCAUAUGGCCCGUGUUUCGAGACGACCCUCCACCGCCGCCGGAGCAAGGGGAAGGGGACGCUGGAGUUGACGCCGGAAGGGGGAGGGAGAACGGCAGCGGCGACAGGUCCCAGGAUAGAGGGCGCGGCGGCCGUCCGGAUGACGAUUCGCUUGUAUGA
Messenger RNA from Colletotrichum higginsianum IMI 349063, 1755 nucleotides. RefSeq names its product Duf803 domain-containing protein. Gene Ontology annotation, biological process: magnesium ion transport. Lineage: Eukaryota; Fungi; Ascomycota; Sordariomycetes; Glomerellales; Glomerellaceae. The transcript is spliced from 2 exons. The record is from RefSeq and is a predicted model, not a curated record. Bases 1 to 1755 code for a protein of 584 amino acids. Gene Ontology annotation, molecular function: magnesium ion transmembrane transporter activity. Gene Ontology annotation, cellular component: membrane.